AAAUUGAAUGAAAUAUUAAAUAAAAAUGGCAUUUAGCAGUCUUUUGGUAAAAACACAAUUGCCACAAAGCCUACGGCAAUCGACUCCGUUGUUGUUGGCCUGCCGUCAGGGUCAUACGGUGCGUGGUAAACCAGUCGGUGUAGCCAAAACAUUGGAACAACGUUUGGCAGAGGAAAAUAAACAGGAUCCGGAAUUGACGGCUCGUGUUAAUAUUGGCCUACCCAAAUUGAAGCAAUCACGCUCCGAACUGUUCAAAGAUCGUUGGGCCCAUAUUAAGGCACAACGUGCCAAUACUGAAUUGGAGAAGAAAACGAGAAGUCAACAGUUACUCAUUGACUUGGAUGAAGUUCAAAAAGACUAUGGUCAAACAACUCGUGGUUUUGAUUUACGCGUCAUUGCCGAUCACUAUGGCAUUUUCGAAGAUUUAUUCGGGGCUGCCUAUUUUGUGCCCAGAGUCAAUUUGAAUAUACAGUAUGAAGCUGAUGCCGAAACCUUGGUGCCCGUUUACAAUGGCAACAUUAUUAAACCCAAAGAGGCUAGAAAUCAGCCAUUGGUAAGCUUUGAUGGUACCACCGAUCCCAUUACGGGUAAACCACAAAAAGAAGAUUCCUAUUGGACAUUGGUAGCCACAAAUCCCGAUGGACAUUUUAAUGCCGACGAUAAGGAAUAUGUACAUUGGUUUGUAUCCAACAUCCCCAAUGGUGAUGUUGCAAAGGGUGAAGUAAUUGUCAAUUACCUGCCACCAUUCCCACCCAAAGGUAUUGGUUUCCAACGUUUUGUAUUUGUGCUCUACAAACAGAACAAGAAGCUCGAUUUUAGCUCACUGAAAUUAGCCGAUGCCGAUUAUGUUAAUUUGGAUAAACGUACAUUUAAAACCUAUGAUUUCUAUCGUCAAUAUCAAGAUGAUAUUACGCCAGCUGGUUUGGCUUUCUAUCAAACGGAUUAUGAUAAGUCGUUGACAAAAUUCUACCACGAUGUGUUGAACAUUAAGGAACCCAUUUUCGAAUAUGACUUCCCUGAACCCUAUUUGGCUGAUCAGAAAUUCUUCCCCUUGCGCCAGGCCUUCAAUCUGUACAUGGAUCGUCAUCGUGACAUUAAACAAGUGAACAAAGAAUAUUUGGAACGUAAAUUGUCAAAAACGCAUCCAUUCGAAGGUCCAGAACCCGAACUGCGUUAUCCCAAUGCUCAUCCCAUUAAGAAUAAACCAUCAUGGUUGCGCACCGAAAUUAGAAAGGAACGUUUACGUAUUGGCCGUAUUAAUGAUUAUUUGAAUUAA
Messenger RNA from Musca vetustissima, 1276 nucleotides. RefSeq names its product large ribosomal subunit protein mL38 (gene mRpL38). The transcript has 6 exons. The record is from RefSeq and is a predicted model, not a curated record. Lineage: Eukaryota; Metazoa; Arthropoda; Insecta; Diptera; Muscidae. Gene Ontology annotation, cellular component: mitochondrial large ribosomal subunit. The coding region runs from base 26 to 1276 and encodes 416 amino acids.